AACCGAAUUAUAUUGAAUUACUUAAGGCAUGACUCAUGAAAUACGCAACUGCCAAUACUAUAUAAAUUAGCAGUUGCGAGCUAGUCUGCACAUCAUCUUCUAUACAACUCAACAGGAACUUCUAAGAUGAAUUUAAAGCUUCUCACUAUUUUGCUACUCGUUGUCUUGUUGACAAUCGACCUUGGUGACUCAUGGGGACGCAGAAGACGCCGACAAGGUGGUAGGGGAAGAGGAAGAAGCUUCUGGGGAAGGGCUAAAAAAGCUGUCAGGAAAGUUGGCAAAUUCUACAAGAGAAACAGAAAAACCAUUCAUACAGUUGGAAAAUGGGCACUUCGUGCAGCCGCCGCGUAUGACAACGAAGACCUGAACAGCUUAAAUCAGCUUAAGAAUCAGAAUCUGGAAUCGUAUCAAGAGUACCUGGACAACCUGGAAGAAGCAAUGAGUGAAAUGUAUCCGGAAGAAGACAUUGAUCAACUCAUGGAAGCAUUGGACAAUGUCGUUGACAUGAACGACGAGGAUCGUAAAGAUUUAUUUGCGACUGCAAACGAGGAGAUGCCUGAAUUUGAGCCGAUUCAAAUGCCAGAUGGGUUCAAAGAUGAAUUGGCGAUGAGAGUUGCAAAUCUUGCGUAAUCUUCUCAUCCCACUUAUCGGCAAUUUAUUUUUAUAUUCUCAAAAAUAUAUUUGAAUACAUUCGAACAGUUCGGAACAUGAUGCAGUUUUUAAUCAUCAACAAAAUGGAUGUUAUCUUGAAAUCUAAUGGCUUUAGAUGGCUCUUUA
This is a messenger RNA of Styela clava, 777 nucleotides long. RefSeq lists its product as uncharacterized. The record is from RefSeq and is a predicted model, not a curated record. NCBI's taxonomy places the organism in Eukaryota, Metazoa, Chordata, Ascidiacea, Stolidobranchia, Styelidae.